AUGUAUCCGCUGAGCUGUGCCAACGGGUACAAGUACCCGGGCACGGAGGCGCCGUACGUGCUCGACAUCAUCUCGGUAGGCGGGGGGCUUGCAGCGACGGCGUCGGACCAGAGCCUCUGCCUCUUCGACCCGCUGAGGCUGGACCAGGGCCCGCUCAAGGCCAUCCAGACGGACCACGGCGCCCUCAGCAGCGCAAAGGCCUACAGCGCGGCCGAGUCGGUCGUGUGUACCACGGGCGAGAACGGUACUGUCUCGCUCUGGGACCUACGGCUGCGCCCCACCGAUGCCCGCGCCCUGCACAUAGCCGGCGGCGGACCAAGCUUCUUCUCGCUCGCGUGCUCGAGCCAGGCCAACGCCCUGGCUGUCGGAACGGAGCUGGCGAACCAUCAGGCAUCCAUUAUCAUCUGGGAUCUCCGGUCGCCUUCCGCGCCGAGGAUACAGUACAAUGAAGUCCACAGUGACGACGUGACUGAGCUAAACUUUCACCCGUCGGCUCCGCACCUGCUGCUCUCGGGCUCGACCGACGGGCUAGUCAGCGUGUGCGACACACGCAUAGCGGACGAGGACGAGGUCUUAGUGCAGACGUUCAACCACGGAUCGGUGCACCGGGCGGGCUUCCUCAACGACACCGAGUUGUACGCCGUGUCGCACGACGAGAAGUUUGCCCUGUACGACAUGGCCGAGGGCGUGGCCAACGGAUCGGCCACGGUAGACUUUGGCGACGUGCGCCAGGUCGUCGGCUGCCAGUACGUGGCCGGCGUGUUCCCCAAGCUCAACGGCGCCGGAGCCGUCAUAGGGGUCGGGUCGCAAGACCAAGAAAUGUUCCAGAUGAUCCACCUAGCAAGGCAAGGAGCUGCAUGGGGCCUGGACAGAGACAGUGUUGUCGCCUUGCCCGGCGCGCAUGGGUCAGAAUUGAUCCGCAGCUUCUAUUUCAUAGACGAGGAGCAGCUCGUGCUCACGGCAGGAGAAGACAGUUGCAUCAAGGCCUGGAGGCCCGGGAACUGA
Molecule: messenger RNA, 1005 nt
Organism: Lasiosphaeria miniovina
Lineage: Eukaryota; Fungi; Ascomycota; Sordariomycetes; Sordariales; Lasiosphaeriaceae
Product: WD40-repeat-containing domain protein
Exons: 5
Coding region: 1-1005 (334 amino acids)
Molecular function (GO): protein binding
Source: RefSeq, a predicted model, not a curated record